AUGGCGGCACUUGGCGAUGACAGGCUUCCGCCGGAGAUGGACGACGCAGCUUCCCAGUUCCGCCCGCGGAGACAUGACGAUGACGAUGAGGCUUCAGGAGACGACGAUGUAGAGAGCACAACUAGUGCUCAGGCAGCCGACAACAAGCAUCAUCAGGGUCACUUUGAGGAGGAGAAGGAACUCCCGCCACAUGCUUGCGCGUAUUGCGGAAUUCAUAACCCGAGCAGCGUAGUCAAGUGCCUGGCCUGCAGCAAGUGGUUUUGCAGCGCCCGUGGUAACACUUCAUCCUCCCACAUUGUCAAUCACCUCGUUCGAGCACGCCACAAGGAAGUUCAGUUGCAUCCGGCCUCGUCGCUUGGAGAUACGAUAUUGGAAUGCUACAAUUGCGGAACCAAGAACGUUUUCCUGCUUGGAUUCAUCCCAGCCAAGUCUGACACGGUUGUCGUGUUGCUAUGCCGUCAACCAUGCGCCGCUAUGCCAUCUUCCAAAGAUAUGAACUGGGACACUUCGCGCUGGCAACCAUUGAUUGAAGACCGUUCGUUCUUGCCAUGGUUGGUUGCUGCCCCUUCCGACCAGGAGCAGCUCCGCGCUCGCCACCUUAGUCCGCAGUUGAUUGCUAAGUUGGAAGAGAUGUGGAAGGAAAAUUCCCAAGCGACUUUCUCGGAUUUAGAGAAGGCCACGGCUGUGGACGAUGAGCCAGCACCCGUGCUUCUGCGUUAUGAUGAUGCCUUCCAGUAUCAGAACAUCUUUGGGCCUCUGGUCAAGAUUGAGGCCGACUACGACCGCAAAUUGAAGGAAUCUCAGUCGCAGGAUGGAUUGAUCGUACGCUGGGACCUUGGUCUUAACAACAAGCAUCUGGCUAGCUUCAUUCUGCCCAAGCUUGAACUUGGCGAUGUUAAGUUGGCUGUGGGAGAUGAGAUGCGCCUCAAGUAUACCGGUGAACUGCGGCCCAAGUGGGAAGGUGUUGGAUAUGUCAUCAAGAUUCCCAACAACCAGUCUGAUGAGGUGACGAUCGAGUUGCGAGCAAAGGGUGAUCAUAAGUCUGUGCCUACAGAGUGCACACACAAUUUCACGGCCGACUACGUCUGGAAGUCUACAUCCUUCGAUCGUAUGCAGCUGGCCAUGAAGACUUUUGCCGUGGAUGAGAUGAGUGUCUCCGGUUACAUCUUCCAUCGCCUUCUCGGACACGAAGUCGCCGCCGCGCCGAUGAAGACCCAAAUGCCGAAGAAGUUCAGCGUUCCGGGACUUCCUGAACUAAACGGUAGUCAGAUCAACGCUGUGAAGAGCGUGCUGCAGAGACCUUUGAGUUUGAUUCAGGGACCUCCGGGAACGGGAAAGACUGUCACCUCUGCUACGAUCAUCUACCACCUUGCGAAGAUCAACGGUGGUCAGGUAUUGGUGUGCGCCCCCUCGAACGUUGCGGUCGACCAACUUUGCGAGCGUAUCCACCGAACAGGUCUGAAGACUGUACGUGUGACAGCUAAAUCACGAGAGGAUGUUGAAUCGCCGGUUGGCUUCUUGUCCUUGCAUGAGCAAGUCCGCAUCAACGAUACCAACAUCGAACUCAUCAAGCUCAAUCAGCUCAAGGCCGAGCUUGGAGAAUUGUCCAGUCAAGAUGAGAAGCGACUGAAACAACUAACUCGCUCAGCGGAGCGCGAGAUCCUGAAUAACGCUGACGUUAUCUGCUGUACUUGCGUUGGUGCUGGUGAUCCUCGUCUGGCGAAGCUCAAGUUCCGUACCGUCUUGAUUGACGAAUCGACGCAGUCGGCUGAGCCAGAGUGUAUGAUUCCCUUGGUCCUUGGAUGCAAGCAAGUCGUCCUUGUCGGUGAUCACCAACAGCUGGGACCUGUUAUCAUGAACAAGAAGGCAGCUAAGGCAGGUCUGAACCAGUCACUCUUUGAACGUCUCGUCAUUCUUGGCUGCUCCCCUAUCCGUCUGAACGUUCAGUACCGUAUGCACCCAUGCCUGUCGGAGUUCCCAUCGAACAUGUUUUAUGAAGGUUCUCUACAGAAUGGUAUCUCUUCGUUUGAGCGUCUCCGCCGUGAUGUCGACUUCCCCUGGCCCAUUGCCGAUAACCCUAUGAUGUUCUGGUCGAAUCUGGGUAAUGAGGAGAUUUCGGCCUCAGGAACCUCUUACCUUAACCGCACUGAAGCGACGAACGUGGAAAAAAUUGUCACCCGCUUCUUCAAGGCUGGAGUCCAGCCCCAGGAUAUUGGUAUCAUCACUCCUUAUGAGGGUCAGCGCAGCUACAUUGUUAGCUCCAUGCAAGCUAAUGGCACCUUCAAGAAGGAACACUACAAGGAGAUUGAAGUGGCCUCAGUCGAUGCCUUCCAGGGUCGUGAGAAGGACUUCAUUAUCCUCUCUUGUGUUCGUUCCAACGACCACCAGGGCAUUGGUUUCCUGAGUGACCCUCGCCGUCUCAACGUCGCUCUCACUCGUGCCAAGUAUGGCUUGGCCAUUCUUGGAAACCCUAAGGUCUUGUCGAAGCAUCCUCUGUGGAACUGUCUCCUGCAGCAUUUCAAGGAAAGGCACUGUCUGGUUGAGGGACCCUUGUCUAACCUGCAAGAGUCUUUGAUCCAGUUCAGCCGACCCAAGCAGGCAUACCGGGGUCCUCAACGCUUCCAGAUGGCGUACAACCAUGCCUCUAACGUUACGAGCGGGUUGAUGAAUGGAAGAAACGGUCACCGCAAUGACUUCCAUGACACCGGCUCGGUGGUUGGUUACAUCCCCGAUGAUGUCUCUUCCGUCCACUCCUCUGCCCUCGGUGGGGUUGGCAUUCCUUCUGGGUAUCCUCCCAUGUUCCAAAACUUCGCCGACUCGUGGCCCGCGCUUCCUGGAGCCCGUCGGGCCAAUGGUAACCGAAUGAAGGGAGCACCUAGCAUUGCCGGAGAAUCUGUGGCGGCCACCGAGUCUGAUGUUACUGGAAGCAUCAUUGAUGGGAAGAGCGUCGACCAAGGCGGUGUCAGCCUUGCUGGCUUGAGCAUCAACGAUAUGGGCAAGCAGCCCAGUCUCAGUCAGUCUGAUCGGCUGAAGCGCUACGUGGAAUCCGGUGGCCGGGAGCCUUACAAGCCCGGCGUUCCCGAUAACGGCAGCAUUUUCGGCGGGAGCUCUGCUAGCAUUCGUGUCACUCGUGGUGUGCCAGGCCACAUUCAUGACGACGAUGAUACGCGCAGUGUUUCGACGGCAUUUGCCAGUCAGGUUGGGGGCAACUAUGAUUGA
This is a messenger RNA of Aspergillus luchuensis, 3219 nucleotides long. Its product is annotated as putative regulator of nonsense transcripts. Lineage: Eukaryota; Fungi; Ascomycota; Eurotiomycetes; Eurotiales; Aspergillaceae. Gene Ontology annotation, molecular function: ATP binding; zinc ion binding; RNA binding. Gene Ontology annotation, cellular component: cytoplasm. Gene Ontology annotation, biological process: nuclear-transcribed mRNA catabolic process, nonsense-mediated decay. Bases 1 to 3219 code for a protein of 1072 amino acids. The transcript is spliced from 2 exons. The record is from RefSeq and is a predicted model, not a curated record.